GAGGGAAGAAGGCUGGCAUCAAGUUGUGUGUCUAGAGUGCACGGGCGCGUGCGGGGCUCGGGAGGAGGUGUGCGGCUCCUCUCUGGAGUCCGAGUGUUCCCCGCCGUUCUCUGUGCUGCCCGCGAGCGCCACUUUGGGGGGAAGAGCAGCCGCUUGCCCCCGUGGCGAGGCUGGGGAGCCGGACUUACUCAGCGCUAACGGGGACGAAGGCACUGAAGGCGUCCUUUCGGAGUAGCGUUUACUGUGCCCGCACUGUUUGUAGAGACAGUUUUAGGGGUCUAGAAUAACAGAACAAAUUGGAAAAAAUGUCCGAGACAACUUAUAUUGUAAAGAAAUUUUAGCAGACAAUGGAUUGCAAGAAAAGCCUAAAGAUUAGGUUGUAAGAAAAACAGAAGCCAUGUUUCGAAGACCUGUGUUGCAGGUAUUUCGUCAGUUUGUAAGACAUGAGUCUGAAGUAGCCAGCAGUUUGGUUCUUGAACGAUCUCUGAAUCGUGUUCAGUUACUUGGACGAGUAGGUCAGGACCCUGUCAUGAGACAGGUGGAAGGAAAAAACCCAGUCACGAUAUUUUCUCUAGCAACAAAUGAGAUGUGGCGAUCAGGGGAUAGUGAAGUAUACCAAAUGGGUGACGUCAGUCAGAAGACGACGUGGCACAGAAUAUCAGUGUUUCGACCAGGCCUCAGAGAUGUGGCAUAUCAGUACGUGAAAAAGGGGGCUCGUAUAUUUGUGGAAGGGAAAGUGGACUAUGGCGAGUACAUGGAUAAAAACAAUGUGAGGCGGCAAGCAACAACAAUCAUAGCUGAUAACAUUAUAUUUCUGAGUGACCAGACAAAAGAAAAGGCAUAGAACGGAUGAUUCUUCUUUGAUCAUUGUUUGGUACAGUCUCCUUUGCAAAUCAUGUAUAGUCUAUAGUUUAAAGAUAAAAAUUAAAUUUUUUAUAUGAAAUGAGUGGUAAUAUUUUUCUUGAUUGACAUAUCUUGUGUGUGUGUGUGUGUGUGUGUGUGUAUUAAGCCUGUCAUUUAUGGCACUUAUCAAUUGCUUGCUUUUUUAGGAGUGGUUUCUCUGUAGAAAGGUAGAAAGUAAUACAUUCUCAGGCUCCCUAUGUGUGCCAGGGCCAGGGCAUACAUCUGGAAAGCCCUUUCUGCUUCACACUUGUCCUGUGGUGUUUCACCACUGGUUACCUUAGAGCCUUAUGUCAGGAGUCUGUCUGUCAUCGUUGUAAACACUGAUGUUUUCACAUAUCUCUGUACACCUGUAGGUAAGUAGUGACUCUGUUUGGUGUUCCUGUACCUUUAGUUGUGUUGGCAUGGAAGAGCCACCAGUAAGUGCUGACAGGGAAAUGAUCCUGAAUUGAAGGAGACUACUGAACACUGGUUAGCAUUCUAAACUGUUAUAGAAUUAACCCCCCUUCAUAUCUUGUUUCUUGGUAGUUUUCCUGUAAUUUUUAUGAGACUUUAUCAGCACUAAGGACCUGAAUGAAGUGUAACUACAGAUGACAUAGUUCUUUUCCUGGUGUCAAGGCCUUCUUUCCACACCACUCUGUGUUAUCUUUUUCAGAGUUUAUUCCAUACGCUUAAGGGUGGAAAUGAGGAUCUUUGUCUGGUGCUCGGGAUUAAACCUAUGGUCAUGUUAGGCAGGCCCUCUCCGGUUGAGCUGUACCUACUUCAAAGAUCUUUUACCUUCGACUUUGCCUCCCUAGAGAGUCUGAAUAUAUUUAGUUAAUUUUGUUGUAAAUUUACUAGUAAUUUACCAAUAAAGAGUAGAUAAACU
Messenger RNA from Mus caroli (Ryukyu mouse), 1768 nucleotides. RefSeq names its product single stranded DNA binding protein 1 (gene Ssbp1). Gene Ontology annotation, molecular function: single-stranded DNA binding. Gene Ontology annotation, cellular component: mitochondrial nucleoid. NCBI's taxonomy places the organism in Eukaryota, Metazoa, Chordata, Mammalia, Rodentia, Muridae. Gene Ontology annotation, biological process: mitochondrial DNA replication; positive regulation of helicase activity. The record is from RefSeq and is a predicted model, not a curated record.